AUGAAUCAGCAGUUAGUUAAUGCUUCACGAGAAGGAGAUAUUGAUACUUUAUAUUCACUAAUUCGCAAAGAUCCGUGUCUUUUGGAGCAUGUCGACGCCAUUCCAUACGUAAACUCCCCUCUGCAUGUUGCUGCAUCUUCCGGCCGGAUUGAAUUUGCCACGGAAAUAAUGAGAUUAAAGCCUUCGCUUUCAAGAAAGCUUAACGGAGAUGGGUUUAGCCCCAUUCACCUUGCUCUGCAAAAUAGGCAUACUCAGGUGGUUCUUGGGCUAUUAGAGAUUGACGGUGAGCUUGUCUGUGUCAAAGGAAGAGAAGGCAUAACUCCUUUGCAUUAUGCAGCUUCAUUAGGAAACAUGGAGCUUCUGCCUAAGUUUUUAUCAGUUUGUCCGAAAUCCAUACAAGAUUUGACUGUCAGAAAUGAGACAGCUCUGCAUAUUGCUCUUAGAAAUAACAGGAGUGAAGCUUUUGAAUUCUUGCUGAAAUGGGUCUGCCAUGCAAGAGUCCUCAAUCAACAGGAUGUGGAAGGAAAUACAUUAUUGCACAUUGCAACAAUCAGAAACCAUACCCAUUUUGUGAGAUUGUUACUGAUAACGUAG
This is a messenger RNA of Mercurialis annua (annual mercury), 594 nucleotides long. Its product is annotated as ankyrin repeat-containing protein BDA1-like. NCBI's taxonomy places the organism in Eukaryota, Viridiplantae, Streptophyta, Magnoliopsida, Malpighiales, Euphorbiaceae. Bases 1 to 594 code for a protein of 197 amino acids. Gene Ontology annotation, molecular function: protein binding. The transcript is spliced from 2 exons. The record is from RefSeq and is a predicted model, not a curated record.